AUGCGCUCAUCAACGUUUUCACUAUUUUUGCUCUCCCUGUUUAUGUCUUUGGCAUUCGCUGCCCAAGUCCAUAUUUCGGGUAACAGAGUACCUACUUCACAGUUCACAGCACAUGGCGUUGCAUCGCAAUUACCCUCUCGCGACCGAGCUAUCAUCGCCCAAGACCGCGCGAGACAAGUCGCUCUAUCCCAAAUGCUCGAAACAGGCCCCAAAGUAUCCAUCGUCGAAACCGCAUCCGUCAACGUCAAGGCCUUCGCCCAGGGUGGCAUGAGCUUCCUCUUCGGCCUGGCGUCUUCGUCAAACGACGUCCUCGACUACAUCAACAACGGCACCACCUCUGUGUUUUCGCGAUCCGUCACCAACGAGAAGGGCAGCGCAGCUUCCGGACGGAAACACGUUGCUUACACCAGCAUCGCCCUCGUUCUCGUCAUGCUCUUCUUUGCUGUGUGGAUGUGA
Molecule: messenger RNA, 456 nt
Organism: Fusarium sp. VM40
Lineage: Eukaryota; Fungi; Ascomycota; Sordariomycetes; Hypocreales; Nectriaceae
Source: the annotation of a GenBank genome assembly